AUGGCGACCUUGUUCCCAGAAUGCCUCACGGCAUACCCCCCAGGUGAAAGAGUCUCUGGGAUGGCGUUCCCCGUGGGGGUCCGAUCUCAUCUCUGCGGUCAACUCCAGUGUUACACAGGAACAGGGACCACGGUCCAACUUGGUCUAACACGGUCAGAACACAACACAACCACUCAGCACCAUUAUCUCAGAGAAACUACCAUUUACAUGAGUAAACAAACUUGAACUUUUUUCACGUCAUCAUGUAUGUCUGUUCCCCUGUUCUACAACACACACCUGAGCUUAGUCUAUGAUAACAGAUGUCCUCCUGUCCUCUCUGCUCUAACUAACGCCCAGGUCAGAGUCUGUGUCCAGGCUAGAAUCCCUGCGGUCCGCUGGCUGGCUGGACAGACUAACGGUAGCCGUGGCAACCCAGUUCACCCUCUACAGCCCCCCCACCAACCUGUUCAACAGUGUGACCCUGAUGGCCGAAAGAUUACCUGGUGGAGCUUUGCACACCUCCGCCCAUGUUCCAGUCAGCUAGGGUCUACCAUUCACCUACUGCAUGGGACUACUUCAGUAUGGCAUGUCAGGUAACAUCAUAACACUCCUAGUCCCUAGCCCUUUCCUCUAACUAACCUCUACCAUAUCCCCUAACAUCUAUCCCAGGGGUGGGAAAACUUUUGGCUUGAGGGCCACAUCGGGAUUUAGAAAAUGUAUAGGUCAAUUAUAAUCUUUACAUACUUUCUAACUAGUUUUAGACAUUCAAGUGUGGCCUGGAGAGUUUUUUUACUCAACAUAAUCCCCCCCCCCCAAAAAAAGAAAUUAUAAACUGAGUGUACAAAACAUUAAGAACACCUGCUCUUUCCAUGGCUGCAACCUGGUCUCACAGCAUUUCAUAUUAUUAUGUACAUUUUUUACAUUUUAGUCAUUUAGCAGACGCUCUUAUCCAGAGCGACUUACAUGAGCAAUUGGGGUUAAGUGCCUUGAUCAAGGGCACAUCGACAGAUUUUUCACCUAGUCGGCUCGGGGAUUAGAACCAGCAACCUUUCGGUUACUGGCACAACGCUCUUAACCACUAAUCUACCACUAAGACACUCCAUUUAGUAUGAUAUGUUACGUAUCGUAUGGUAUGUAUUCAUUUGUGGAUAUCCAUCACCCAUUUCAUAUGAUAUGUUAGGAAUUACAAUUCAAAUUUAUGUUACGAAUUUUCAAAACUACAAUAUGUUACGAAUUAGGUUGCUAACGUUAGCUAGCUAGGCUAGGGAUUAGGGGUCAGGGUUAAGGUUAGUGUUAAGUUUAUGAGUAAGGUUAAAGGGUUAAGGUUAGGGUUAGGGGAAGGGUUAGCUAAAAUCAAAUCAAAUCAAAUGUUAUUCGUCACAUGCGCCGAAUACAACAGGUGCAGACAUUACAGUGAAAUGCUUACUUACAGCCCUUAACCAACAGUGCAACAACAAAAAAAGUGUUGAGAAAAAAAGAGCAGAAGUAAAAUAAAAUAACAGUAGGGAGGCUAUAUAUACAGGGGGGUACCGGUGCAGAGUCAAUGUGCGGGGGCACCGGCUAGUUGAGGUAGUUGAAGUAAUAUGUACAUGUGGGUAGAGUUAAAGUGACUAUGCAUAAAUAAUUAACAGAGUAGCAGCAGCGUAAAAAGGAUGGGGUGGGAGGGCAGUGCAAAUAGUCCGGGUAGCCAUGAUUAGCUGUUCAGGAGUCUUAUGGCUUGGGGGUAGAAUCUGUUGAGAAGUCUUUUGGACCUAGACUUGGCACUCCGGUACCGCUUGCCGUGCGGUAGCAGAGAGAACAGUCUAUGACUAGGGUGGCUGGAGUCUUUGACAAUUUUGAGGGCCUUCCUCUGACACCGCCUGGUAUAGAGGUCCUGGAUGGCAGGAAGCUUGGCCCCAGUGAUGUACUGGGCCGUACGCACUACCCUCUGUAGUGCCUUGCGGUCGGAGGCCAAGCAGUUGCCAUACCAGGCGGUGAUGCAACCAGUCAGGAUGCUCUCGAUGGUGCAGCUGUAGAAUUCUUUGAGGAUCUGAGGACCCAUGCCAAAUCUUUUCAGUCUCCUGAGGGGGAAUAGGCUUGUCGUGCCCUCUUCAUGACUGUCUUGGUGUGUUUGGACCAUGAUAGUUUGUUGGUGAUGUGGACACCAAGGAACUUGAAGCUCUCAACCUGUUCCACUACAGCCCCGUCGAUGAGAAUGGGGGCGUGCUCAGUCCUCUUUUUUUUCCUGUAGUCCACAAUCAUCUCCUUUGUCUUGGUCACGUUGAGGGAGAGGUUGUUGUCCUGGCACCACACGGCCAACUCUCUGACCUCCUCCCUAUAGGCUGUCUCAUCGUUGUCGGUGAUCAGGCCUACCACUGUUGUGUCGUCGGCAAACGUAAUGAUGGUGUUGGAGUCGUGCCUGGCCAUGCAGUCAUGGGUGAACAGAGAGUACAGGAGGGGACUGAGCACGCACCCCUGAGGGGCCCCCGUGUUGAGGAUCAGUGUGGCAGAUGUGUUGUUACCUACCCUUACCACCUGGGGGCAGCCCGUCAGGAAGUCCAGGAUCCAGUUGCAGAGGGAGGUGUUUAGUCCCAGGAUCCUUAGCUUAGUGAUGAGCUUAGAGGGCACUAUGGUGUUGAAUGCUGAGCUGUAGUCAAUGAAUAGCAUUCUCACGUAGGUGUUCCUCUUGUCCAGGUGGGAAAGGGCAGAUGGAGUGCAAUAGAGAUUGCAUCAUCUGUGGAUCUGUUGGGGCGGUAUGCAAAUUGGAGUGGGUCUAGGGUUUCUGGGAUAAUGCUGUUGAUGUGAGCCAUGACCAGCCUUUCAAAGCACUUCAUGGCUACAGACGUCAGUGCUACGGGUCGGUAGUCAUUUAGGCAGGUUAUCUUAGAGUCCUUGGGCACGGGGACUAUGGUGGUCUGCUUGAAACAUGUUGGUAUUACAGACUCAGUCAGGGACAUGUUGAAAAUGUCAGUGAAGACACUUGCCAGUUGGUCAGCACAUACUCGGAGUACACGUCCUGGUAAUCCGUCUGGCCCUGCGGCCUUGUGAAUGUUGACCUGCUUAAAAGUCUUACUCACAUUGGCUACGGAGAGCGUGAUCACAUAGUCAUCCGGAACAGCUGGUGCUCUCAUGCAUGCUUCAGUGUUGCUUGCCUCGAAGCGAGCAUAGAAGUGGUUUAGCUCGUCUGGUAGGCUUGUGUCACUGGGCAGCUCGCGGCUGUGCUUCCCUUUGUAGUCUGUAAUAGUUUUCAAGCCCUGCCACAUCCGACGAGCGUCAGAGCCAGUGUAGUACGAUUCAAUCUUAGUCCUGUAUUGACUCUUUGCCUGUUUGAUGGUUCGUCGGAGGGCAUAGCGGGAUUUCUUAUAAGCGUCCGGGUUAGAGUCCCGUUCCUUGAAAGCGGCAGCUCUACCCUUUAGCUCAGUGCGGAUGUUUCCUGUAAUCCAUGGCUUCUGGUUGGGGUAUGUACGUACGGUCACUGUGGGGACGACAUCAUCGAUGCACUUAUUGAUGAAGCCAGUGACUGAUGUGGUGUACUCCUCAAUGCUGUCUGAAGAAUCCCGGAACAUGUUCCAGUCUGUGCUAGCAAAACAGUCCUGUAGCUUAGCAUCUGCGUCAUCUGACCACUUUUUUAUUAACCGAGUCACUGGUGCUUCCUGCUUUAGUUUUUGCUUAUACGCAGGAAUCAGGAGGAUAGAGUUAUGGUCAGAUUUGCCAAAUGGAGGGCGAGGGAGAGCUUUGUAUGCGUCUCUGUGUGUGGAGUAAAGGUGGUCUAGAGUUUUUUUUCCUCUGGUUGCACAUUUAACAUGCUGGUAGAAAUUAGGUAGAACGGAUUUAAGUUUCCCUGCAUUAAAGUCCCCGGCCACUAGGAGCGCUGCCUCUGGAUGAGCGUUUUCCUGUUGAUUAAUGGCCUUGUACAACUCAUUCAGUGCAAUCUUAAUGCCAGCAUUGGUUUGUGGUGGUAAAUAGACAGCUAUGAAAAAUAUAGAUGAAAACUCUCUUGGUAAAUAGUGUGGUCUACAGCUUAUCAUAAGAUACUCUACCUCAGGCGAGCAAAACCUCGAGACUUCCUUAGUAUUUGAUUUUGUGCACCAGCUGUUGUUUACAAAUAUAUACAGACCGCCACCCCUUGUCUUACCAGAGUCAGCUGUUCUAUCCUGCCGAUGUAGCGUAUAGCCCGCUAGCUGUAUGUUAUCCAUGUCGUCGUUCAGCCACGACUCGGUGAAACAUAAGAUAUUACAGUUUUUAAUGUCCUGUUGGUAGGAUAACCGUAAUCUUAGGUCAUCCAAUUUGUUAUCCAAUGAUUGAAGAUUGGCUAAUAGGAUUGAUGGAAGAGGCAGUUUACUCGCUCGCCGUCGGAUCCUUACAAGGCACCCCGAUCUACGUCCACGAUAUCUCCAUCUCUUCUACACGCGAAUGACGGGGAUUUGGGCCUUGUCGGGUGUCUGUAUGAUAUCCUUCGCGGCCGCCUCGUUGAAGAAAAAAUCUUCGUCCAAUACGAGGUGAGUAAUUGCUGUCCUGAUAUCCAGAAGCUCUUUUUGGUUAUAAGAGACGAUGGCAGAAACAUUAUGUACAAAAUAAAUUACAAAUAACGCGGAAAAACACACAUAAUAGUACAAUUGGUUAGAGGGCUGUAAAACGGCAGCAUGUUAGCUAAAAGGGUUAAGGUUAGGGUUAGCUAAAUGGGCUAAGGUUAGGGUCAGGGAAGGGUUAGCUAACAUGCUAAGUAGUUGCAAAGUAGCUAAAAAUAAGUAAGUAGUUGAAAAGUUGCUAAUUAGGUAAAAUGCUAAAGUUGUCCAUGAUGAGAUUCAAACUCGUAACGUUUGAGUUGCUAGAAGUUCGCUUUAUACGCCCACCCUCUCACUCGUUUUUGCCUUAGGUAACCAUCUGUCUUAUGUAACCAUACCAAACGUAACAUAUCAUACUAAUUUGAGUGUCCCGGAUUUAUAUUUACUAUGUUACGUCUAGUCUAUGAGACCAGGCUGAUGACAUAGACUGCCCAGGUGAAUCCAUAUGAAAGCUGUGAUCCCUUAUUGAUGUCACUUGUUAAAUCCACUUCAAGCAGUGUAGAUGAAGGGGAGGAAACAGGUUAAAGAAGGAUUUUUAAGUCUUGAGACAUGGAUUGUGUACGUGUGCCAUUCAGAGGGUGAAUGGGCAAGACAAAAGAUGUAAGUGCCUUUGAACGAGGUAUGGUAGAAGGUGGCAGGCACACCGGUUUGUGUCAAGAACUGCAGCGCUGCUGGAUUUUUAACGCUCAACAGUAUCCCGUGUGUAUCAGGAAUGGUCCACCACCCAAGGACAUUCAGCUAACUUCACACAACUGUGGGAAGCAUUGGAAUCAAGGUGGGGAAGGUAAUGUUUUGUAAACUGUGUAUACUGUAUAUAUUUUAUUUUUUACUCAAACCUCCUGCAGCCCGGAUCGAAUGGGUUUUCCCACCCCUGACCCAGCCUCUUCCCUCCACAACAACCCUCCACAUUCAGUCAGAUAGGGUCUAGUUUUCCAUCCACUGUCACACAGGACUACGAGCAAUAAGCAGUGAGCAGUGAGAAGUGAGCUGUGAGCAGUGAGCUGUGAGCUGGGCUAGAACAAAGGCCCAUUCUAUUAGUCUUAUCUCAGACAUGAAGGCCAAUGAUAUCUGAAGGUGAAUAUGAGCUGUAGCUUUGUUUGCCUUCAUCUCUCCUCUCCAGCUCCUCUUCCUCCUCGUCUCUCUGGUCCAGCUCGUCCUCCAGAUCUGUUCUGCCGGGGAGAAAGGCAUGCUGGGAUACUUGAGAGACCCCCAAAACUGGCUCCAGGUGAGAGAGAGCCCCCUCCCUCCCCCUACUCUCAUACAGUAUCUACAGCAAUACAUUCUCUGUAAACCUGUGUCUGCUCACUGUAGUUGUACGAGUUCUCUUUCUAUCGUUCGAUCGUGAUUAAGCAAGCCUCUUCAUACUCAGUCCUAAGCAAACCACACUGAACUUUAUACCCUUCAAACAUUUAUCUCAGUAGGAAUUUUCUUUCUGUUUGUUUAGCAAUAAUAGGUCAGUUUGCCCUUCUCUCUGUCUCCCUCCAGGUCAGUAUACUCCUGGUAACCCUGGUGUACUAUAUCUACUACAUCUACCACUCCAUUCUGACUCUGGAGGUCAUUGACCUGCUGCAGAGACACGACUUCAGGACGCAUGUCGACGUCAGCUUACUGUCUACCUGGGAACAGGUGAGAAUGGGAGAGAGUGAGGUGUGUGUGUAUGAUGAUGAUGUUGAUGAUGAUGAUGAUGAGUCCUCUGUAUCUCCAGCACACCCGUACACUGCGUGGCGUACUGCUCUUCCUCCUGGUGGUGCAGUGUAUUUGUUUGUCGGGGGUUAACAGAACCAUGGCCACCUCAGUGAUUCUACUCAGACUCGCCUUCUCCAGACUCCUCUGGCCAAUGGUAAACAACCCACAGACAGGGCAACUUUUCACCUUCUACCUUUACCUACACACGGUCCGCAUGGAAACUAUUAAAAAAUAAAUCAUCCUAAUUUAAAUGUUUUUUAAGAAGUUUCAAGUGACAGUUCAGUACAGUUCAGUACUUCAAGUGAAAGUAAAUUGGUCAGAAUUCACGAGGUCAUACACAUUAUGUUCAGAAUUCAAGAGGUCAUACACAUUAUGUUCAGAAUUCAAGAGGUCAUUAUGUUUCUAGAGUUUGUCCUGAUGUUUGUACCUUUUCUAUUCGGUCCCCAGGUGUCAGGAGCUGUCCUGUUGGUCGCUCUGUCCACUGUGGGAAACCUGCUGCUCCUGAGGAGGUCCUGGGGUUUCAGCUCCCUGCCCCGCUCCGUCCUCACCCUCCUGUCUCUCUCCAGGGGCCGACUGGGCUCCCGGAACCCCCCCCUGUCCAUGGCCUCUCAGCCCCACCAGCUCCACAGCUCCAACAGCCUGUCUUUCUCUUUCUACCAUGGAGCUCUCUGUCUCACCCUCACUGUGGCCUGGACAGCACUGGUACACAUUCAACUUUUUUAAACACUUUUUAUUAUACUGUUAUUAAACAUUUGUGUUUGAUAAACCCUUGACAUACAGUACCAGUCAAAGGUUUGGACACACCUACUCAUUCCAGGGUGUUUCCUUUAUUUGUACUAUUGUCUACAUUGUAGAAUAAUAGUGAAGACAUCAAAGCUAUGAAAUAACACAUAUGGAAUCAUGUAGUAACCAAAAAAGUGUUUAUAUUUUAGAUUCUAAGCCACCCUUUGCCUUGAUGACAGCUUUGCACACUCUUGGCAUUCUCUCAACCAGCUUCAUGAGGAAUGCUUUUCCAACAGUCUUGAUGGAGUUCCCACAUAUGCUGAGCACUUGUUGGCUGCUUUUCCUUCACUCUGCGGUCCAACUUAUCCCAGACCAUCUCAAUUGGGUUGAGGUCGGUUGAUUGUGGAGGCCAGGUCAUCUGAUGCAGCACUCCAUCACAAGCGCAAACCAGAUGGGAUGGCGUAUCGCUGCAGAAUGCUGUGGUAGCCAUGCUGGUUAAGUGUGCCUUGAAUUCUAAAUAAAUCACAGACAUUGUCACCAGCAAAGCACCCCCUACACCAUCACACCUCCUCCUCUAUGCUUCACGGUGGGAACCACACAUGCGGAGAUCAUCCAUUCACCUACUCUGCGUCUCACAAAGAAACGGCGGUUGGAACCAAAAAUCUCAAAUCUGGACUCCAGACCAAAGGACACAUUUCCACCGGUCUAAUGUCCAUUGCUCUGGUUUCUUGGCCCAAGCAGGUCUCUUCUUCUUAUUGGUCCUUUAGUAGUGGUUUCUUUGCAGCAAUUUGACCAUGAAACCCUGAUUCACGCAGUCUCCUCUGAACAGUUGAUGUUGAGAUGUGUCUGUUACUUGAACUCUGUGAAGCAUUUAUUUGGGCUGCAAUCUGAGGUGCAAUUAACUCUAAUGAACUUAUCCUCUGCAGCAGAGGUAACUCUGGGUCUUCCUUUCCUGUGGCGGUCCUCAUGAGAGCCAAUUUCAUCAUAGCGCUUGAUGGUUUUUGCGACUGCACUUGAAGAAACUUUCAAAGUUCUUGAAAUGUUCUGUAUUGACUGACCAUGUCUUAAAGUAAUGAUGGACUGUCAUUUCUCUUUGCUUAUUUGAGCUGUUCUUGCCAUAAUAUGGACUUGGUCUUUUACCAAAUAGGGCUAUCUUCUGUAUACCACCCCCACCUUGUCACAACACAACUGAUUGGUUCAAACGCAUUAAGAAGGAAAGAAAUUCCACAAAUUAACUUUUAACAAGGCACACCUGUUAAUUGAAAUGCAUUCCAGGUGACUACCUCAUGAAGCUGGUUGAGAGAAUGCCAAGAGUGUGCAAAGCUGUCAUCAAGGCAAAGGGUGGCUAUUUGAAGAAUCUCAAAUCUCAAAUAUAUUUUGAUUUGUUGAACACUUUUUUGGUUACUACAUGAUUCCAUAUGUGUUAUUUCAUAGUUUUGAUGUCUUCAAUAUUAUUCUACAAUGUAGAAAACAGUAAAAAUAAAGGAAACACCCUGGAAUGAGUAGGUGUCCAAACUUUUGACUGGUACUGUAAAUCAACUAGUUUCCAAGGGGAUCCAGAGACAACAAACAUACACGUAGUCUACCCUAGAGUACUGUGUGUAUACAUCACCCUGUACUUUGUUGUUGCUUUAUCCAACCCAAGCAAGCUACCUCAGUCUGCUGUAAACCCUCUGCUCCUGUCUGUCUGUCUCAAGGUGAUUGGAAUGGUCUCCUCGUUAGUGAGGGCUGCUAAACGAGCCGGUAGGAGGAGGAGCCUACUGACUCUCUCUGACGUGGUUGGCUACGUCAGGGACUGGGCGGCUGUGCUCAUUGGCCAACGCAGACAGAGAUGGACAGAUAGCCAUGCCCACAGGAGAGUGAGUGACCUUUGACCUCCAUGCUAAUGUCCGAAAGAUAGUUUCGGAGAUAGGACUGCUUUGCUUUGCCUGUCAAUGAAAGCAGAGAACAACAUUGUGGUUGAGAUUGAGGUAUGGAAGGGGUUAACUGGCUGAUGUAUUUCUUUUUCCUCAGAGUUUUUACCUGGAGGAAUUUGAGAGCCUGGUGGAUGAGCUGCUGUUUAGACUAAAUGCCUUCUCUAACAGUCUGCACCACACCCUACCUCCUAAAGACCUCCGCCACAGGGAGGACAGCCUGCUCUCCUCCACCACUCAGAACCCCUCCAGCCUGGCCUCACAGGUGGGCACACCUGGGUGUCUCACCCACACCUUCACUGUCUUAACCAGCCCGCCAGUGUAUACAGUGAGGGAAAAAAGUAUUUGAUCCCCUGCUGAUUUUGUACGUUUGCCCACUGACAAAGAAAUGAUCAGUCUAUAAUUUUAAUGGUAUGUUUAUUUGAACAGUGAGAGACAGAAUAACAACAACAAAAUCCAGAAAAACGCAUGUACAAAUUGUUAUACAUUGAUUUGCAUUUUAAUGAGGGAAAUAAGUAUUUGACCCCCUCUCAAUCAGAAAGAUUUCUGGCUCCCAGGUGUCUUUUAUACAGGUAACGAGCUGAGAUUAGGAGCACACUCUUAAAGGGAGUGCUCCUAAUCUCAGUUUGUUACCUGUAUAAAAGACACCUGUCCACAGAAGCAAUCAAUCAAUCCGAUUCCAAACUCUCCACCAUGGCCAAGACCAAAGAGCUCUCCAAGGAUGUCAGGGACAAGAUUGUAGACCUACACAAGGCUAGAAUGGGCUACAAGACCAUCGCCAAGCAGCUUGGUGAGAAGGUGACAACAGUUGGUGAGAUUAUUCGCAAAUGGAAGAAACACAAAAGAACUGUCAAUCUCCCUCGGCCUGGGGCUCCAUGCAAGAUCUCACCUCGUGGAGUUGCAAUGAUCAUGAGAACGGUGAGGAAUCAGCCCAGAACUACACGGGAGGAUCUUGUCAAUGAUUUCAAGGCAGCUGGUAACACACUACGCCGUGAAGGACAGAAAUCCUGCAGUGCCCGCAAGGUCCCCCUGCUCAAGAAAGCACAUAUACAGGGCCGUCUGAAGUUUGCCAAUGAACAUCUGAAUGAUUCAGAGGAGAACUGGGUGAAAGUGUUGUGGUCAGAUGAGACCAAAAUCGAGCUCUUUGGCAUUAACUCAACUCGCCGUGUUUGGAGGAGGAGGAAUGCUGCCUAUGACCCCAAGAACACCAUCCCCACCGUCAAACAUGGAGGUGGAAACAUUAUGCUUUGGGGGUGUUUUUCUGCUAAGGGGACAGGACAACUUCACCGCAUCAAAGGGACAAUGGACGGGGCCAUGUACCGUCAAAUCUUGGGUGAGAACCUCCUUCCCUCAGCCAGGGCAUUGAAAAUGGGUCGUGGAUGGGUAUUCCAACAUGACAAUGACCCAAAACACAUGGCCAAGGCAACAAAGGAGUGGCUCAAGAAGAAGCACAUUAAGGUCCUGGAGUGGCCUAGCCAGUCUCCAGACCUUAAUCCCAUAGAAAAUCUGUGGAGGGAGCUGAAGUUUCGAGUUGCCAAAUGUCAGCCUCGAAACCUUAAUGACUUGGAGAAGAUCUGCAAAGAGGAGUGGGACACAAUCCCUCCUGAGGUGUGUGCAAACCUGGUGGCCAACUACAAGAAACGUCUGACCUCUGUGAUUGCCAACAAGGGUUUUGCCACCAAGUACUAAGUCAUGUUUUGCAGAGGGGUCAAAUACUUAUUUCCCUCAUUAAAAUGCAAAUCAAUUUAUAAUAUUUUUGACAUGCGUUUUCCUGGAUUUUUUUGUUGUUAUUCUGUCUCUCACUGUUCACAUAAACCUACCAUUACAAUUAUAGACUAAUCAUGUCUUUGUCAGUGGGCAAACGUAAAAAUCAGCAGGGAAUCAAAUACUUUUUUCCUCACUGUAUAUGAUUUAUAUGUCUCACUUUGGAUUUGAACUUGCCACCAUCUCAUGAGCUGUCCCUGAUGCCAGCACAGUUUUAAUGGUGUUUGUUUAUUUUGUAGCGCUCUGCUGCCAGUGAAACAGCACACAUGACUGAAGAGACUCUUCCCAAUGAUCCCCCUGACAUCACCAACCUCCCACUGACCUCCAGGGAACACUCACCUGACACACAUCACUACAGGUAAAACCACAACAAAAUAUAAUUCACAUCAAAAACAGCAUAAGCCUGCCAUAGAAUGGCAGAGGUGAUUCACUGAACUAUGUUAGCCCAAUGACUACUUUACUAUUUGAGUUUAUGUUUAGGCUUUAGCUCAGUUAGCUAGCAUAGCCCUGAGUCACUCAGAUGGCCUGGGUUGUUAACCAGUUGUUUUUAUUUCCACCCCAGGUCUCAGCUUCAGUUGGAGACCCUCCACCAUCUGCAGCAGUCAGACCAGAGGAGGCAGACCCCAGCCGGAGGACUCUCAAGUAGGGUUGGGACAUCCGGCAGUCCCCUGCGUAGUGGAGCACCAGGGAGGACCUCCCGAGAGCACCCAUCAGAGACUAUAUCUCUCCCCUCAGACAGAAACCUCCAGAGCUCCACCUCCAUAGGGGGGCCAAGCUACCUCUCCUCCCCAGACACGGAGCAUGUAGCUGAGGCUCGGACAUGGGACAACUUGCCUCAGAUCCAGAGCCUAACAGGCUGGAUAGAGAAUCAGCUGGUUAAGACUGUGGUUCUGGAGAAUCAGAUCAGCCACUGGAACACUGUCGGUCGGUCUGAUAAGAAGAGCCACAGAAGGCCGAGAAACACCCACAGGGCUACAGUAGAGGAGCCCAGCCCCAUACAUACCCCUGCUUCUGGGGUGGUGGAGGGCCAUGGAGGGCCACACAGGGCUGUGGUGGAGGUUAUGGUCCAUGGGAGCCCGGAGACUGAACCAGUGGAGGGGGAGGGAAUCCUAGGGACAGUCCGACAGUGCUGGGGCUGA
Molecule: messenger RNA, 11748 nt
Organism: Coregonus sp. 'balchen'
Lineage: Eukaryota; Metazoa; Chordata; Actinopteri; Salmoniformes; Salmonidae
Source: the annotation of a GenBank genome assembly